UCUCUAGGCUUUAGGCCAUCGAUAUACACUGGGUGAAAACAUUUCGAAAACUCAACAGAAACUACAAACGUCACCUUCAGAAUCUCUCAACAUCAUUCUCUCAACCCUUGUCAAAAUCACGAGAAGUUUCUUUCAUUAUUUCAUUGCACAUAAAAUGUAAAAGUGGAGUAGAAUAGCAUGGCUAAUCCUAUAAAGGCACUGAACGAGCAUUUCUUAUAUAAUUGCAAACUGGCCAAGGCUUUACAGCAACUCCUUUUACCAAAUGAAAGGAAGCUGAUAGAGCUAUGGUUCGACAAACUGUUGGAAAUGGAUAAAACCGUUGAUCAAAUGAUCAUACGAAGUGAUUACAUGUGGUUCAUUCUAUUAAUGCUGCAAAGUAAGAAAGUUAAAGAGCCAUUUACGAGAUUGCCCCCAUCGAACUUGCUUCCCUUGAAGAAAUUUGUGCGACUGCAUAUCUAUGAAGAAGUGUUGAUUGCCAACGAACCCAAUAUGGUACUUUCUGAACCUAGAAGGAUAAGUAGGGAUAGCAUUUUCUCAGAAGUAGAGAUGAUUACAGCAGCUACAUCCUGUUCCUCCAUUAAACAUAGCAAAUGACCAAUAUACAUUAGUUUCAUUUCAUGUUGAAAUAAUCUUAUAACAAUAACAAUCAUGGAACACUUGAAUUAUUGAUAAUAACAUCUUAUGAA
Molecule: messenger RNA, 686 nt
Organism: Phaedon cochleariae (mustard beetle)
Lineage: Eukaryota; Metazoa; Arthropoda; Insecta; Coleoptera; Chrysomelidae
Source: the annotation of a GenBank genome assembly